Messenger RNA from Enterobius vermicularis (human pinworm), 1065 nucleotides. NCBI's taxonomy places the organism in Eukaryota, Metazoa, Nematoda, Chromadorea, Rhabditida, Oxyuridae. The record is from the annotation of a GenBank genome assembly.
AUGGGAUGUGUGAACAGUAUUGACCAGAAUGCCAAGGCAAGGUCGAAACAAAUCGAUGAGCAGCUGAAAGCGGAUGGUGAAAGAGCUUCGCGUGAGGUAAAACUGCUUUUAUUAGGAGCCGGUGAGUCUGGCAAAAGCACUAUUGUAAAGCAAAUGAAAAUUAUUCAUGAAACGGGAUACAGCGACGAAGAGCGCAAGGCUUAUAAACCUGUCGUUUAUUCCAAUACAAUUCAAAGUAUGAUGGCUAUUAUUCGAGCUAUGGGACAAUUAAAGAUUGACUUUUCACAUCCUGCGCGCAGCGAUGACGCUCGUCAAUUCUUCAUGCUUGCUCAGAGUUGCGAUGAAGGGGAGUUGCCUCCGGAAUUAGCUGUUUGCAUGAAGCGUUUAUGGCAAGACCAUGGAGUUCAAGAAUGUUUUAUGCGUUCGAGAGAGUAUCAGUUGAACGAUUCUGCUCCAUAUUAUUUGAAUUAUUUAGAUAGGAUAUCUCAGCCUGGUUAUGUGCCAACUCAAGAUGACGUUCUUCGAACGCGUGUUAAAACCACGGGUAUUGUUGAAACACAUUUCACCUAUAAGGACCUUCAUUUCAAGAUGUUUGAUGUUGGAGGCCAACGUUCAGAAAGAAAAAAGUGGAUACACUGUUUUGAGGGAGUGACAGCAAUAAUAUUCUGCGUUGCUAUGUCAGAGUAUGAUAUGCGGCUUGCCGAAGACGAUGAAAUGAAUCGUAUGGUGGAAAGCAUGAAGCUGUUCGAUUCAAUAUGCAACAACAAAUGGUUUACUGACACUUCAAUAAUUUUGUUCCUGAAUAAGAAAGAUUUGUUUGAAGAAAAAAUUAGGAAGUCACCGUUGACUUUAUGUUUUCCAGAAUACACCGGCACUAACACCUACGAAGAAGCUGCUGCUUAUAUUCAGAUCCAGUUUGAAAAUCUUAAUAAGAGGAAAGACGGUCAGAAAGAAAUUUAUACACACUUCACUUGUGCGACUGAUACCAACAAUAUAAGAUUUGUAUUUGAUGCGGUAACAGAUAUAAUUAUUAAGGAGAAUCUUCGACAGUGUGGCUUGUUCUAA